AUGUCGAGAUUCAGAGGAUCCAAAGCCUCCCGCCUGCUUGGCAAACUCCAGACCGAGUCUGAGCCUGGCCUCACCAAUGCCCAGCUCAUGCUCACCAACCAUGACUUGAAACCCGUUGAACCUGAGAGACGCCAAUGGGGUCCAUGGAACUUCGUCGGUUUCUGGGUUGCCGAUUCCUUCAACAUCAACACCUGGAUGAUCGCCUCCUCCAUGAUCACCGGCAGCGGCCUGGCAUGGUGGCAUGCCUGGCUUUGUGUGUGGAUAGGCUAUUUCGUCGCUGCGGUCUUCAUCUGUCUGACAGGUCGGAUUGGUGCUGUUUAUCAUAUUUCCUUCCCCGUGGUUGCCCGCUCUUCCUUUGGAAUCUGGGGUUCUUUGUGGCCUGUUUUUAACCGUGCUGCAAUGGCUUGCAUAUGGUACGGAGUGCAGUCUUACAUUGGAGGUCAGUGCGUGACAUUGAUGAUCAGAUCUAUCUGGCCUUCUUUCAACGACAUCCACAAUGGCAUUCCAAACUCAGGAACCUCAACGCGAGAUUUUGUCGGCUUUUUCCUAUUUUGGCUUGGAUCGCUACCUUUCAUCUAUCCAUCCGUUCACAAAAUUCGCCAUCUGUUCACCGUCAAGGCAUACUUCGUCCCUGCUGCGGGCAUCGCCUUCUUCAUCUGGGCCAUCGUGCGAGCGAAAGGCAUCGGCCCGAUCGUCCGACAACCCGCCGAAGCCUCUGGCUCCAAGCUUGCCUGGGGCUGGAUAUCCGGAAUCAUGGCAUCAAUCUCCAACUUCGCGACCUUGAUCGUCAACGAUCCGGAUUUCAGCCGUUUCGCCCAAAAGCCCAGAGACGCACUGUGGUCGCAGCUGUUCACUAUCCCCAUCGGCUUCGCUGUGACCUCUUUCAUCGGCAUCAUCGUCUCGUCGUCAUCAACCGUCAUCUACGGCACUGCGAUCUGGAACCCUCUCGAUCUCCUGUCGCAAUUCCUCCUCGACGAUGCCAGCAGCGCCGAGCGAUUCGGCGUGUUCGUGAUCGCGACCGCAUUCGUUCUCGCACAACUCGGCACCAACAUCGCCGCCAACAGUGUUUCUGCUGGCACGGAUCUGACCGCUCUCCUGCCGCGAUACCUGAACAUCCGCCGCGGCGGCUAUAUCUGCGCGAUCGUCGGUAUCUGCAUGUGUCCCUGGAAUCUGCUCAGCUCGUCCAACAACUUCACCACCUACCUGUCCGCAUACUCCGUCUUUCUAUCAUCCAUCGCGGGCGUGCUGAUCUGCGACUACUAUGCCGUGCGCAAGGGCUAUCUGGACCUGAAGGGCCUGUACUCGGCGCAAAAGUCCAGCCCUUACUUCUACUGGUUCGGCUGGUCCUGGAGAGGCUACACCGCUUACAUCUGCGGCAUCUUGAUCAACAUUGUUGGCUUCGUCGACGCGAUCGGCACCAACGGAAGGAUGCCCAUGGGCGCAGUAUAUCUUUACCGCUUCAACUUCUUCACAGGCUUCAUUGUUUCCAGCUCGGUGUACUAUCUUCUCUGCCGCGUGAGACCCGUCCCUGCCACGAGCCGCGUCUGGUGCGAGAAGCCCGACGAGGCCGACCGCCAGUUCUCCGUCGUUUACACCGAGGGCGAACCAUAUGACGAGGAGCGCUCCGGUGGAAUCGGUCGUGGCAGCCCCCCCGCCGCCCGUUACGGUGCCGGUGGCGAGGAGAAGACGGCGGCGUAUCUUGACAAGACGCAGGAGUCGAGAUAUUAA
This is a messenger RNA of Exophiala aquamarina CBS 119918, 1728 nucleotides long. RefSeq names its product NCS1 family nucleobase:cation symporter-1. NCBI's taxonomy places the organism in Eukaryota, Fungi, Ascomycota, Eurotiomycetes, Chaetothyriales, Herpotrichiellaceae. Bases 1 to 1728 code for a protein of 575 amino acids. The record is from RefSeq and is a predicted model, not a curated record. The transcript has 5 exons. Gene Ontology annotation, biological process: transmembrane transport; nucleobase transport. Gene Ontology annotation, cellular component: plasma membrane. Gene Ontology annotation, molecular function: nucleobase transmembrane transporter activity.